UGAGCGUGCUACGACAAUAACACGACGGAGGGAGAACACAUUAGCAAGAAGGAAAUAUAGAUAUAGACAUAUUCAUAAAGAGCCCGUCGACGGCGCUGCUUUCUCUCCGACCGAGCCUCUUCCGAACUACACACGGUCUUGUGUGUCAUCGCGUCUCUGGAUCGUGUUUCCUCGACACCCUCUCCUCUGCAAGCGGCCCGGAUCAAUGGUGUCUCUCGGCAGCAGAUCGCUGCCUGAGAGCGAGCUGUUCAGGGACAGCAGCCCCUUCUCCCUUGGCCUGAGAGAUGGAGCCCGCAGCGAGGGGGGCAGCUCGGCCUCCUGCGACAGCCCCGAGGCCGUGGAGCUCGGGGCUUUGUGCCGCUUAAGCCCCACAGAGGACGAAGACGACGAGGAGGAGGAGGAGGACGAAGACGACGAGGAGGGGGCGAGUCUGCAUAUUCUUCUAGAGCCGGAGGAGAGGGAGCCGAAGCUACCGGACUUCCCUUUCCGACCCUCCUCCCCGUUCUCUCCGACCCUGGAGGACAUCGAUGAGUUCUUAAGGGAAAAGAUGGAACUGGUCAAAGAGGAGCUCCUGGCCCCCAAAGAGGAGGCCUGCCCCGUACCAUGCGGUGGCUCCCUGUCCUCCGGUGCUUCCUCAGACACUCGUCGUCACCCCGGGACGAGUGCCUCUUCUCGCGCUUCAAACGCCCCCAAGAAGGAACAAAAGAGCCCCGGCCCAAACGACCGUUCCCCCUCCGCCCGAGCAAACCCCUCGCCUUCCACCGUCACCCCGCCGUUGCUCUUGGGCAGCCCUCUGGUCCUCCAGCUCCAGCCCCUGCCUGCGGCGCGGCCUCCGACCCCGGCGAGCUCCCCGCCCGGGUCCCAGAGCGGCAUUUGGCUCACCCACGUGGUCAUGGGGCUGCGGGGCGCAACCGGACCAAAUGUCACCCUGCUGGCCCAGCAGGGGCACUCCGCCCCCACCGCCGUGUUAUCCCGACACGGCGAUGCCCGGCUGGUCGACCAGAAGUACGUGAAGAUCGCCCCGCUGCCCAUCACCAUGAGGACUCUAGAGAUCACGGGCGUGGCCGGCAUCGGGGGCCACGGCAACGGCCUGUUUAAGGCUGGACCCCCCCGCUUGACCCGGCUGCUGCCCACGGAGAGGGUCCACAAGUGCGCCCACCCCGGCUGCGGGAAGAUGUACACCAAAAGCAGCCACCUGAAGGCCCACUUCCGCCGGCAUACGGGAGAGAAGCCCUACACGUGUAGCUGGCCCGAGUGUGGCUGGAGGUUCUCCCGGUCCGACGAGCUGUCCCGCCACCGGCGCUCCCACUCCGGCGUCAAGCCCUACGCGUGCUCCCUGUGCGAGAAGAAGUUCGCCCGCAGCGACCACCUGUCCAAACACACCAAGGUCCACCGCAGCUCCAGGCCCAGCAGGAUAAUCAGAGCCACCGUCUGAGCCGCCUGCGGCUGACCUUUGACCCCCGCCACGUCCUGCACGCCCCCACCCGGGGCCUGGCUUUGACUGAAUGGGGGGGGGGGGGGGUCCCGGUCCGGGUCUUCCUCAGGACUUUUGGUGCUUUCACGAGCAGAACUUUCAGAAGAAUCUUGAGAGCUGGCGGCUUUUUCCACCCAUAUCCCCCCCCCCUGUUUAUCUUUCGCCGUUCCUUUCCAAUCAGCUCGUUGCAGACUGAGCAGCCACCUCAGGAAGAAUCAGCUAAAAGUGGAUUUCCUGGCCUUUGCGUACACACACACACACACACUCUUACCGUCUUCCUGAGGCCCCUCUCGCAACCGCUACUUGCACUACUGUUACCAAGGUGCUGUUGGAAGUACGAUGGCAACCAGCAAUAGGUGCAUCUGUAAUUCUGUUAAUCCCCAUCAGCCC
This is a messenger RNA of Pseudoliparis swirei, 1864 nucleotides long. Its product is annotated as Krueppel-like factor 15. The record is from RefSeq and is a predicted model, not a curated record. Lineage: Eukaryota; Metazoa; Chordata; Actinopteri; Perciformes; Liparidae. Gene Ontology annotation, biological process: regulation of transcription by RNA polymerase II. Gene Ontology annotation, molecular function: DNA-binding transcription factor activity, RNA polymerase II-specific; RNA polymerase II cis-regulatory region sequence-specific DNA binding.